Ricinus communis (castor bean) is the source of this 1971-nucleotide messenger RNA. Its product is annotated as far upstream element-binding protein 2. Gene Ontology annotation, molecular function: mRNA binding. Gene Ontology annotation, biological process: regulation of gene expression. Gene Ontology annotation, cellular component: cytoplasm. The record is from RefSeq and is a predicted model, not a curated record. NCBI's taxonomy places the organism in Eukaryota, Viridiplantae, Streptophyta, Magnoliopsida, Malpighiales, Euphorbiaceae. Bases 144 to 1778 code for a protein of 544 amino acids. The transcript has 7 exons.
UCUCCCUCUCUUUCUCUCUCCCUCCUCGUAGCUGAAAAUAAAACCAAGAAAAGAAAAAAAAAAAAUUGUUCUCUUCACUCUCGACUGAGGCACCAAACUCGGUGGCGGCUCACCGAGUCAUAAUCACGAGUGCAACAAACUCAAUGGGAGAACCAGAACAACAAGAGUUGGGGAGUAAUGAUGGAGGAAAGAGAAAGUUAGAUGUUUUUGAACUGGCUAAACAAAGAGCACAAGAAAUCGCUUCUCGUAUCGCUAAUGACGCUGACUUAAAACGACCUCGUCUCGUCUCCGAUAGCUCACCUGACCCUCCUUCUUUAUACUCUAAUUCCAUCCCUGCCCCUCCUUCUUACACUGUUUCCUAUGCUUCACAACAAAGUCAGUAUCAUGGCUCACAAGGCACAAGUAAGAGAAUCACUAUUCCUAGUGGCAAGGUUGGUGUUGUUAUAGGGAAAGGAGGAGAAACAAUUAAAAAUAUUCAACUUCAGUCAGGGGCUAAAAUCCAAAUUACAAAGGAUCAAGAUGCUGAUCCCCAUUCUUUGACAAGGGAUGUAGAGUUGAUGGGCACUUCAGAACAAAUUAGCAGGGCAGAAGAGCUUAUUAAUGAUGUGAUUGCGGAGACAGAUGCAGGGGGCUCUGCUUCUUCGGCAGUUCAUGGAUUGAAUACAAAGCAACCUGGAGCUGAACAAUUCUCAAUCAGAGUUCCUAAUGAUAAGGUUGGAUUGCUCAUUGGCAAGGGUGGUGAAACCAUAAAGUACAUGCAAAGCAGAUCAGGGGCACGUAUGCAGAUUAUUCCACUUCACCUUCCUCCUGGUGACCCUACAACAGAGAGAACCGUCUACAUAAAUGGUUUGACAGAACAGAUUGAGGCAGCUAAAGAAUUGGUCAAUGACGUACUCAAUGGGAAACGCAUAAUAGAUCCUACGGGAUCCAGUAGCUAUGGACAGCCAACAUAUCCGGCUACUGGUAAUUGGGCCCAGCCAGGACAAACUCCUAUGCAACAACCCCAAUAUGGAUAUGCACAACCAGGAAACCAACCUACGCCCCCUGCAUACUAUGGUAACUACACCCAGCAACCUGCUUGGGAUCAAUCAAACCCAACGACCAUGUCUCAAACACAGCAAAUGGCCGGAUAUGGGUACUAUGGACAACAACCUCAAAUGGGAUCAGCUCCUCUUAAUUCUAGCUAUAAUCAGACACCACCUGUUGCCAGCAGUGGCUAUGGUAAUAGCUACAGUCAGCAGACAUCAAACUAUGGACAAAACAUCUCUAGUCAGACUCCAACACUGGAACAGCAGAGACCAUAUGCAACUUCAAAUUAUGGAUCAGCUGCUGUGUCAUCUCAAUCGGAUGGGGCAAUUUCCUCCCAAUCAACUCAAGCAGCACCUGCAUAUCCGCCUCCAGCUUAUAAUCAACAAGUUGCAGACCCUCAAACGUACUGGACUGCUGCAGGCUAUGCUGGCCAACCACCACCUCAAACAGGAUAUGAUCAAACAGGGUACUCACAAGCUGGUUAUGGAGUCUCCCUCUCAUCAAAUCAGCCUGUUUAUGGACAAGGUGGAUAUCCUCUUCAGCCAUCUCCUGCCGCAGCAAAUUAUGCUCAGGGAACAAAUCCUCUUGGUUAUGGACAGCCACAGCUUGAGGCACAGCCACAGUCACAGCCAUCAAACAACGGCCAUUCACAAUCAUUGGCCUAUGGAGCUGAAAUUCAUGAUGGGAAUUCGAAUCCAGGGCAUGGUUCAAAUCCUUCUGUGAAGGAAGCAGUUCCUUCUGAGAGAUGAAGUGCAAACUGUUUAAAAGUGGCAUUUGCACGAGUCCUUUUACUCCUGUAUACUACUUCGAGUCAUGAGAGUGAUUACAUUUCUAGGAUUAUGAAUUGUAAUGUUGGGAAAUUUUGUCUGACAAUCAUAAUUUUGCACAUUCAACCUUAUUUGAACUUCAAAACAAAUAGAAUUUGCUAUCUCGGUUUUGAAA